Molecule: messenger RNA, 624 nt
Organism: Talaromyces atroroseus
Lineage: Eukaryota; Fungi; Ascomycota; Eurotiomycetes; Eurotiales; Trichocomaceae
Exons: 1
Coding region: 1-624 (207 amino acids)
Source: RefSeq, a predicted model, not a curated record
AUGCAAGCCUCCCUACUCCUCGCCGUAGCCCUAGCGGCCUUCAGUGCUAGAGCCGACGAUUCCAGCAGCACAAUAGUUGGUUACUUCUCUCCACCAUGGAGCGCAGGUCUGCUAGAGUACGGCGGUUGGACCAGCACUGCUGCUAGCCUCGCCCACAUCAACACUGCCGCGGCCACAUACCAUGUCGGCUGUGUGAAGGACGCUCCCAAGACCGACUGCGACUACCCUUCGUCGUGGACGAUCAUCCAAGGUCCUGAAACAGUGAGCGUCACCGGCGUAUAUAUCGCGUCAACCUCGGAUAAGACCACAAGCUACGAUAUCACCGUCACCCAGUCGUACGAGUGCUCUCUGAAAUCUUCAACAGAGUCGGCCAGCUGCACCAUGAGUGCGGGCAUGAGCGGUUCCAUGGAUGGAGGAACAUAUGCUUCCUCCACUUCCAGCAAGGCAACUUACACAACGGCGCCUAUUGCCAACUCGUACUAUCAGCUGACAGUCACUGCGGGACUGAGUUCAUUUACGGGCCCUGAUGCCACCAAGGCACCGGGCGCUGCUGCCACUGGGCCCGCGGGUUCAAUGAUUACGGCUGUCCCUGUAGUUGCUGCUGCCGUGGCUGUUUUGUUGUAA